AUGGCUCCCGCAGAGGGCGAGGGUAACUGCGUGGGGUACGCCGCGUGCGACGCGAGCGGGGAGCUGGCGCCGUGGAGGUUUUAUCGGCGGGAGGUGGGGCCCGGGGACGUGAAGAUCCGCAUCACUCACUGCGGCGUCUGCCACAGCGACGUGCACCUGGCGAGGAACGAGUGGGGCAACUCCAUGUACCCCAUUGUUCCCGGGCACGAAAUCAUAGGAGUGGUGGAGGAGGUCGGAGCACAAGUGAGCAAGGUGGCAGCGGGGCAGCGAGUGGGAGUGGGGUGCAUGGUGGGGUCGUGCGGUGAGUGCGAGGCGUGCAGGCAGCACGAGGAGCAGUCGUGCCCCAAGUGUAUCUUCACCUACAAUACCGUCGACCCGCUCUCGCCGUCCGGCCAGUCCACUUACGGCGGCUACUCCUCCUUCAUCGUUUGCAAUGAAGACUGCGUCCUCUGUAUCCCUGCUGAGCUGGCAUCUGACGUGGCAGCGCCCCUGCUGUGCGCUGGCAUCACAGUCUACUCGCCCAUGAUGCAUUACGGCGCCAACAAGCCCGGCAUGCGCCUGGGGGUGGCAGGGCUGGGUGGGCUGGGCCACGUGGCAGUGCAGAUGGGGCGCGCGUUUGGCAUGCACGUCACUGUGCUGAGCACGUCCCAGGGCAAGGAGAGGGAGGCGAGGGAGGUGAUGGGAGCACACAGGUUCAUUGUCACCAAGGAUGCUGACGCCAUGAAGGCGGCAGCAGGGUCGUUGGAUGUGGUCAUAGACUCGGUGUCAGCGCAGCAUGAGCUGGGACCCUACCUCGACCUUCUCACAUUCAAUGGGAAGCUGCUCCUCCUCGGCAUCCCCCCAGCACCCUUCACUCUCCAUGCCAGUCAGCUUGUGUUCGGGCGUAAGAUGGUAGCAGGAAGUUUGAUUGGAGGAAUCAAGGAGACUCAAGAAAUGCUGGAGUUUUGUGCAAAGAAUGGUGUGGCUCCCCAGGUGGAGAAAAUCGCUAUUGGAGAUAUCAACAGGGCAUAUGAUCGUUUACUCAAGGUAGAGUCCACACUGAAGUAA
Closterium sp. Naga37s-1 is the source of this 1047-nucleotide messenger RNA. NCBI's taxonomy places the organism in Eukaryota, Viridiplantae, Streptophyta, Zygnematophyceae, Desmidiales, Closteriaceae. The record is from the annotation of a GenBank genome assembly.